Messenger RNA from Microbotryum saponariae, 1026 nucleotides. The record is from the annotation of a GenBank genome assembly. Lineage: Eukaryota; Fungi; Basidiomycota; Microbotryomycetes; Microbotryales; Microbotryaceae.
AUGCGAAUCAUGGCUCGCGAAGUUGACUCGUUCCAUGAUGCGAUGUACAAAAUUGUUACGCCGCUUGAUGCUGGCGUGUUCGAAGCCAACAUCAAGGCACUCGCAAAGGUCGCGCACGUCGCGCCGUACCUGGCCGCUAUUCCGAAGCAGAUCCGAGAGGGCUUUGAUUUCGGCAUCAAGGAGCCUCCGUCGGAGCGUCACAUCGCGAAGAACGCACCGCUCAGUGAGGAGCAACAACUGGUCAUGGACGGCGAGAUGGAGCGCAUGCUCGAUCUCGGGUACAUCGCGGGCCCGUACGACAAGGACGAGCUCGAGGCCGCGGUCGGUCCUUUCCGCACGAAUCCGAUCAGCUAUGUGCCGAAGUCAGUAGCGCCCGGAAUGCCGCCGAAGUGGAGACAGAUCGAAAAUAUGUCUUACCCGAAGGCGAAACCGAUCGAUCGAACCACAGACCCUGACGAAGCGGGUGAUCCGUCGACGAGAGGGCAUGGACCAUCGCAACGGAGUAGUUCGUCUAGCCGUCCGAAUCUCGUUUCCAUUAAUGACGACCUGAAAUCUGCGGAUUUCCCUUGCCGUUGGACGACCUUGCCCAUGUUGUACCGCAAGUUUCGCGAGCUUCCCUUGACAGCGGAAGUCUGUGGUUGGGAUUUCGCUGAUGCGUUCUACCAGCUCCCUUUGCGAUGGGACCAGCGAUCGAGCAUGUGCAUCUUGUGGCGCGGCCUCAUCUUCGUACGACGAGUCCCAUGCUUCGGUGGCAGGACUACUCCCGGUGUCUUUGGGAACGUUGCGGACCUGACCCAAGACUUGGUCGAAUGGAAGUUCCCCGGCGUGUCAAUCUUCAAGAUGGUUGACGAUGUUUGCGCGGUCCGAACGUCGGAUGCCAUAUCGCAAGAAGCCAUUCUUCAUUUCGUACGAUCCCUCGGCUGGCGCCUCGCGGAGCAGAAAGGCUUCACGUGGACGCGUCAAUUUGUUCACGUCGGGAUUGAAUGGGAUUUGGAUCUAAUGACCGCGACGGUCACCGAUCAUUAG